AUGGAGGAAGUAGCUGAAGGGCGUGGGGGAACUAAUGGGCAUGCUACGUGGACAUCAGCAAUGUCUGCUUUAAUGCUCUCUCACCUCAAUGAUUUGGUGGCUGAUGGUUUGAAGACAUCAAAGGGCUUUAAGAAACACCUUUUCAAUGGUUGUGCUAGGGCUAUCAAUGAGAAGUUUACCACAAGGUUCACUGGUGAGCAAGUCAAGAAUCAUUUGAAAACCUGGCAGAAAAGGUAUGCAAAGAUAAAUAGAUUGAAGAAAUUGAGUGGUGCCCUCUUUGAUGAAGAAAACUGCAUGAUUACACUAGAUGAGGAGCACUACAACGGCCAUGUCCAUGAUCACAAGGCUGAUGCUGAGUUCUUGAACAAGCCCCUCUUGCACUACAAAGAGAUGGAGGCAAUAUUUGGCAAUACCAUGGCUACUGAAAACUUUGCAAAAGACUCAAGUGCACCUCUAGGUAGGGAAGGUGAUGAGGUUGAAAGUCAAGAAGAGGGGGAUGAGGUUAAUGGGCAUGGUCCAAGUGAUGGGCCUAGCACUCAAGGGGCAACAUCUUCUGCUAGUAGACCAAGUAAGAAGGCCAAGGUAGCUGAAAUGGAGGAGGAUGGGCUGGUUGCUGCUUUCAAAAGUGUAGGUGAGAACCUUGCCGCUGCCAUAAAAUUGGUUGCUAAACCUGAUAAUGAGCUGCCAGAUGACCUAUUUGACAUCUUGAACCAACUUCCUGGUUUUAAUUCAGCACACAUAUCUUUCUACUAUGCUCAUUUGGUGGCAAAUCCUCACAUUGGCAGAGCUUUCUAUAAACUGCCAUUUGAGCACAAGUUAAAUUGGGUCACAAUGUUCAUCGCUGAGAAGUUCCCUGGAAUGUAA
Messenger RNA from Miscanthus lutarioriparius, 864 nucleotides. The record is from the annotation of a GenBank genome assembly. NCBI's taxonomy places the organism in Eukaryota, Viridiplantae, Streptophyta, Magnoliopsida, Poales, Poaceae.